Messenger RNA from Paramacrobiotus metropolitanus, 1084 nucleotides. RefSeq names its product acanthoscurrin-2-like. The transcript is spliced from 3 exons. Bases 121 to 858 code for a protein of 245 amino acids. The record is from RefSeq and is a predicted model, not a curated record. NCBI's taxonomy places the organism in Eukaryota, Metazoa, Tardigrada, Eutardigrada, Parachela, Macrobiotidae.
CUCUGCUUUCCAAUCAUCAGCAUAUUAGCGACAAGAAAAAAAGUAUCAGUUUUUUCUGUGUCGCCGGAAUAUUCUUCGGGAUUGUACCGAUUCAUUUAUCCAUCCAUAUCCAGUUGGAAAAUGAUCCUCAGGAUUAAAGUAUUCCUUGGCGCCUGCAUUGCGGCUGCUCUCAGUUCCCAGUUUCCGUUGGUGUUCGGCACGGAUGCAGCGAGCAGUAGCAGCACGUACACUUCCGGUUCAUCUCCCACGUCCUCGUAUGCAGCGGCACCGGCAUCCUCGUCGUCGCCGUACGCCGCCGGCGCAUCCGGCUCGUCGUACGACAGCGGAAGCAGUGUGCCGGCCCGUUCCGGUUACGGCACCGGUGGUGGCAGUUACGGAACGGGUGGUAGUUACGGUAGUGGUGGUGGCGGUUACGGAGGCGGCGGCGUGGAUGGAGGAUUCGGUGGAGAUAUGACUCCGUUUGGGUAUUCCAGCGGAUACGGCUACGGUUACCGGCGAUAUAUCCCCGUACCCUGGUGGAUCUGGUAUCCCACCACCAUUAUGCUCAACAAAGGUGGCGGUACCGGCCUCGGAUCGCUUCUGGCGGCUAGUGCAAUGGGCGGCGGUGGAUUCGGCGGUGGGUUAGGUGGUCGACCAAUGGGCUAUGGUGGUAUGGGUGGCGGCCUGGGCGGUUUCGGUGGAAUGGGUGGUUUUGGUGGAAUGGGCGGUUUCGGUGGCAUGGGCGGCAUGGGUGGUUACGGCGGUGGUAUGGGAGGUUACGGUGGUAACAUGGGCGGCUAUGGCGGUAACUACGGCGGUGGAUCGGGUUACGGUAGCGGUAGUGGUUACGCUGGCAACAGCGGUUACGGACGGAAAUAAACCCAUGUGACCUUUUUUACUCUGUCAUUUGUCUGUGAACCAAUUGUUUUCUCACCAUAAUUAUUGUUGUCAAGUGAGUGUCAGCCACCCAUUGUAUAACUUGUUGUUUUCGUAUUUAUUAUUAUGAUCGUUUAUUUGCUGUAUUAAUUAAUUUUCAAUUAACUGACCGCGUUUUUUAAUCUGUAAUAAAUCUGUCGCCUGUUACUGAAUAAAUUAAAGAACUGUG